Molecule: messenger RNA, 886 nt
Organism: Thamnophis elegans (Western terrestrial garter snake)
Lineage: Eukaryota; Metazoa; Chordata; Lepidosauria; Squamata; Natricidae
Gene: BRK1
Product: BRICK1 subunit of SCAR/WAVE actin nucleating complex
Exons: 3
Coding region: 73-300 (75 amino acids)
Biological process (GO): cell motility; regulation of actin polymerization or depolymerization; actin filament organization
Cellular component (GO): SCAR complex
Molecular function (GO): protein-containing complex binding
Source: RefSeq, a predicted model, not a curated record
GGGAGCGUCGUGCGCGCGCAGGCGUCCUCCCUUAUCGGUUGGGAAGCGGAGCUGCUGCCAGCUGGCUCGGCCAUGUCGAUCCAGGAAGACCCGGUCCAGCGCGAGAUUCACCAGGACUGGGCGAACCGCGAGUACAUCGAACUGAUCACCAGUUCCAUUAAGAAGAUCGCGGACUUCCUCAAUUCCUUCGACAUGUCCUGCCGCUCCCGCCUGGCCACGCUCAAUGAGAAGUUGACGGCGCUGGAGAGACGGAUCGAAUACAUCGAGGCCCGGGUAACAAAGGGUGAAACAUUGACAUAGUGUGAAGCUGGCAAGAAGUCAACCUAGGGAGAAAAAAAGUGCAGCUGUUCGGAAAGCUGAUGAUCAGACUUCGGGUUUCUUCAUUAUUUAACAUGGAUGGGAGUUAACUCAUUUUUGCCCCUUGGGAAGCUGCCUCCUCCAUUUGGAGACUUUGUGUGGGUGAUUCCAACUGAAAUGGCUAAAUUGUACAACAGCAUGUUUAAUUAUGUGGUUUUAUACAAGCAGAUUCACACAGUUCUUGUCCUAUUGUGUCCCAUGUACACGCAGAACUCUGGCUCCACAACAGUUAAAUAUUGAUGGAACACAAUCUUAAUUUCUGGGAACACUGAUUAUUACUAUGAGUUAUUUUUGAGAAUCAGGAUGUUAGGGCUAUGCAUGGUGUGUGGCUCUUAUGGCUCGCUAUUGCUGCUCCAAGAUAUCAAGUAACCUAUUUGAAUAAAUGUGCAGUAUGUGUAGGGUGAGCUGGGCUGAGGGAGAACAUGUGCCAAGGGAGGGAUGACUCAGUUUUCUAAGUAUUUUGUAUUCUUUAAUGUAAUUUGAGAUGUCUUUUCCAUUUGUGUUCAACAAUAAAAUCACUUCUGCUUAA